AUGGAUUGGGACGAGGAUAUCAAUAUUGCAACACGCGACCGCGAAUAUUCUUCUUCUUCGGCUGGCUCUUUAGCAUCAGUCAAAACGUCAGGUACUUUCGGAAAUGUGGUGCGAGAAAAGCCUCGAGAGCUGCGCGCAUCAUACGAUUCGACAUUUUCAGCAUCGCCGACGUGGUCGGGUGCUUCAUCACAACUCUCCAGCCCGGUGCUUAGUCGCGAAGAGAGACUUAAGACUAGCUAUUACGAUAUCGAUGAUGACUGCAAUUCUUCUUCAGACUUAGAUUUCUCAGAGGACGAGCACGCCGACCCAUCGGAUGCCUCUAUUGAAGCAAUAGCUCGAUCAUAUUUACGCACUGCUCCGGCCACAGAUGGCGCUGUUGGAAUACGGAAAGUUGUCCUCGACAUUUUCGAGUUGGUUCAAUCUCAGAAUUCUCAUCUCUUCGACCGAGAAGAGAACCAUGUACCAUCAACCUGUGUGCCCCUAGAUAUGGAAAUAGAAAUAUGUACAGCACUGUUGUUGCAUUCCUCGCCAUCCAGCAAUCUGGAGAAGUAUUGCGAAGAUCAUCUUGUAAGAAUCGCUUCUGGAAAAGGGAGCAUUAUGAGCUCGGGCACUACCGAGUCUCAUUUUGACGUCUGGCUCGAAGAUGAGAACAGCCAUCUGGUUUAUGGGUGGCAAAUCCAUGCCCAGAUAUACCGAUUAAUGGCGCUCCGAGAUACUCUACAAAUUUAUCUUGAAUCUACAAGCAAAGCACUAGAUGGAGCAUCAUUGAGUGUUGCGAGUGCUGUCCAAAGGAGAGAAGAAUUCUUAAACGACGUUCUUAAAAUACCGGUGGAGGUACUGCUCAAAGUUGAAAUUGUAAGAAAUAUACUCAGACCUGUGGAGAUUGGAUGA
Molecule: messenger RNA, 891 nt
Organism: Glarea lozoyensis ATCC 20868
Lineage: Eukaryota; Fungi; Ascomycota; Leotiomycetes; Helotiales; Helotiaceae
Exons: 1
Coding region: 1-891 (296 amino acids)
Source: RefSeq, a predicted model, not a curated record